AUGUUGCUGUAUUUCUUACUAGCUGUGGACAUCAGCUUGGCUGUUCCACUGAGCAGAGAUGUAUACAGACUGCCGUCCGGUGCCUUGGAAGAGUUGUCAAACAGAGGUACGAUAAUUUUGGAAGCAGCCUCGAAGAAUGCGCUAUUAAUGCUGGAUGAAAUGCUGAGGAAACAGAAUUUCCACUGGAAAGAAUGCAGCCAAUGCCCAACAUGUCUGUUUAAGAACUGUGGCAACAAGACAGCUCAGUGUGUUUUGGGAGCCAUGCCUCCUUCUGAGCCCAGUUGUGACUCCAUUUUGAAAGCUCAGUUGUUGGAAUCUGAGUCCAUGCGAAACUGGGAGCUGAGUAAAGCCUGCUGGUAUUAUCGAGCCUACUGCCACCAGGAAGGGGAUCUGAAGGAGGACUGUCUAAGAAAGAUGCAAGAGUACUGUCACAUGAGAAUACUUCAGUGCACCGGGACAAGUAGCCUGAAAAGUCAGAACUCUCAGUUAGUCUCGGAGACAAAACCCAUUUGUGGUCGGAGGGCACCAACAUCCAAUGAUACUGUCGCCAUGGGGAAGAUAGUUGGUGGCAACGUCGCAGCCCCCGGGAGCUGGCCUUGGUUGGUGCUGUUAGAGCUGAGCGGAAAUGUCAUGUGUGGUGGUGUCCUCGUGAAGGAGUCGUGGGUCAUAACAGCAGCACAUUGCUUCACAGGGAACAGAAAUGAGAAUUACUGGCGAGUGGUCAUUGGCAAAUAUGACUUAAGAAAACAAGACCCUGAAGAAAGGAUUUUCCAAGUUAACCAGAUCAUCACACACCCCAAGUUUAAUGAAAGAACAUUCAAUAAUGACAUUGCACUCCUGGAACUGACUGCUCCUAUAGCCAUUUCAGAGCAUUUGAACUUUGUGUGUCUGCCAGAAAAUAUUGAAGAGCUUCCUGCUGGAACAAUGUGUUACAUUGCAGGUUGGGGUUCAAUGUAUGAAGAUGGUCCAUCUGCAGAUGUACUAAUAGAGGCAAGAGUACCUUUGCUGGCACAGAGCACGUGUAAAACUGCACUGGGAAAGGAUCUAAUUACCACUCAAAUGUUCUGUGCUGGUUACCUAACUGGCAAUGUUGACUCCUGCCAGGGAGACUCUGGAGGACCAUUGACUUGCAUGGAUCCUGCUUCAAAAAAGUAUUAUCUGUAUGGAAUUACUUCAUGGGGGGAUGGCUGCGGCCAGCGUGGCAAACCAGGGGUUUAUACCAGGGUACCAAGUUUGAUAAACUGGAUUAACAGCGAAAUGAAAAAAUCCCCCGGUAGUCGUGAGCCAACUUGCUUUGACUUUCACAAGCUCUCGUUGAUGCAAGACGUGCAGCGAAAGACCGAGAUUGCUCAACUCUGUGCAUACUACAGCAGGUUAUGUCCACCAUUGCUGGAAGCAGCAGCCUACAGUCAAUGCAUUGAGGAGAGGUGCAAAACGAGAAUGAAGAAAUGUGAAAUCAGGACAUUUUUACAGAAUCUGCUGGACUUGCUUCAGCCAGUUGAAGAAUUCAUCCGCAGUAAAGUUGACUUCUCAUUUUUCACACAGACAAUCCCAAAAUUCUUUGAGGAAAUUUACACAAAAGUGUUUCCUUCAAAAGAGUUUCUGUCAAUGUACGAGAAAGAACAGGUACAAACAACUGCUCUAAAAGAAGGAAGACACGAACAGUCUCUGAAUUCAGUUUUAGGUUUAAAAGCUCCACAGAAUAUCAACAACAGAACUACGGAAAUGAGAGCAAUCGAAGCUGAAGUCCUGUUCAAAGAUAUUGGCCCUGAUUUGGACAGCUGGAUCAAUUAUUUCGCUGAGAUCACAGAAGAAACUCAACCUGUAACUUUCAAUGCUAAAGAAAGGGAACGCAGAAGCUUAGUCCAAAAAGAAAGGCAGCUCUUAUUUCAGAGUUCCAACCUCCAGCUGGAAUCACUGAAGACUCAGCUUUACACUCUGUUACAAGGUUUGAGGAACCAGCCUGAGAUAGAUCAGCUUCUUGCUCAUAUGCUGAAGAUGUCACAUGAAGCAGAAAGAUCAUCCUUGGCAUCUAUGAAACAAAAUGGAUUGAACACAUCAAAAGGUAAUUUGAAAGUGAAGAAAAGGGAUGUUUCAAAUAUCCUUUCAGAGCCUGGAAACUCUCUGAAAGCAAAUGGUUGUCAGAGUGCAAAUGAAACACUGCUGAACAUUAGCAUAUUGAUGGAUGAAUAUAAAUGGAUUCUGGAUAUACCAACAGAGGAAUUGUCAAUGACCUUUAAAGAGGUGCUGGUGGACACAUCUUCCAAAAAUGAGAAAGGAUUAUUUAAGGCACGUGUUAAAGCUCUGGUUGGAGGUCGACCUGCAACCUUUCACAGUCUGGUUGGUUUGGAGAAUGAUUCCUUUUAUAGAAGCAUGGCACAGAUUAUUGCUCUAGCUCUGGAUAGUUUAAAAACAUAAGGUGAUGCAGUAAAAUGAGUACUUGAAACAUUUCUUCUGCUUUGGAUAUCAUGUUAACAUCCUGUAAAAACAAUUAAGGAAUACAGUAUAUAUUGAACUGGGAUAACUACA
This is a messenger RNA of Hypanus sabinus (Atlantic stingray), 2529 nucleotides long. RefSeq names its product serine protease 56 (gene prss56). Gene Ontology annotation, molecular function: serine-type endopeptidase activity. The coding region runs from base 1 to 2418 and encodes 805 amino acids. Lineage: Eukaryota; Metazoa; Chordata; Chondrichthyes; Myliobatiformes; Dasyatidae. Gene Ontology annotation, biological process: acrosome reaction; proteolysis. The transcript has 17 exons. The record is from RefSeq and is a predicted model, not a curated record.